CUUAGUACUACUCCUUCUUCUAUAAAUGUUUCUUUUCUAGAGAUUACCAACCAUGCACACUCUCCUUCUCUCUAUGAUCUCUAUAAUCUCAAACAAGUAAAGAAAAGAAUUCCUCUCUCUCUCUCUCUCUCUCAAUCUCUAUCUAUCUAUCUUAUCUCUCUGUGUGACACGCAUAUAUAUCUCCCUCUCUUCUUCCUCACCAUCUCCCCCUCUGUUUUCAUGGGUUUCUACAACCUCUUAAUCUCAAUCUUGAAUGUUAUAAUUCUUGUGCUUUCUCUUUUCUCCAAUGAGUUAGGCUUCAUCCAACAUGUUGAAGCCUUAGGCAUCAACUAUGGCCAAGUAGCCAACAACCUACCAUCACCGGACCGAGUUAUUGGCCUUGUGAGUUCUCUGAACAUCACAAAGAUAAGGAUAUAUGACACCAACCCACAAAUCCUUUUGGCAUUUGCAAACACCGGCAUCGACAUCAUUGUCACGGUCCCGAAUGAGGCCGUCCCACAACUAACAAACCGUCAACAAGCAAUGCAAUGGCUUCUCUCCAACGUGAAGCCUUACUUACCAGCAACAAAAAUCUCCGGCAUCGCAGUAGGGAAUGAGGUUUACACAAGUGAUGAUCAAACACUCAUGGUAAACCUUGUCCCUGCCAUGACAAGCAUCCAGGAAGCCUUAGUCCAGCUUAAUCUAGAUUCCAUCAUCCAUGUAUCCACAUCCAAUUCCCUUGCAGUGCUUGCAAACUCCUAUCCUCCGUCCUUAGGGUCAUUCAGGCAGGAUAUAGGGCCCUUAAUGGCACAAUUCUUGCAGUUCUUGGCCACAACUAAAUCCCCAUUCUGGAUCAAUGCCUACCCUUACUUUGCUUACAAGGAUGACCCUCUUAGGGUCCCCUUAAACUAUGUGUUAAUGAACCCUAACAACGGGAUGGUUGAUCCUUACACCAAGUUGCACUAUGACAAUAUGUUGUAUGCUCAGGUAGAUGCAGUGACCUUUGCCAUGGCUAGAAUGGGGUAUGGAGGGAUAGAGGUUAGAGUAUCGGAGACCGGCUGGCCGUCGAAAGGUGAUGUUAGUGAAGUUGGUGCUACAAGGGAGAAUGCUAGGGUUUACAACAUGAACUUGGUGAUGAGGCAGUUCAGGAAUGAAGGGACACCACUGAGACCAAAACAACGGUUGGAGGUUUACUUGUUUGCAUUGUUUAAUGAAGACUUGAAGCCAGGACCUACUUCUGAGAGGAACUAUGGACUGUAUGAGCCUGAUGGUACCAUGACCUACAACCUUGGCCUUACUACCCUUAAAUCUGAUGUCCCUGCUGCUUCCUUAUCUUCUUCUUCUGCUUCUCAGGGACAGAAAAGGAAGGAGAGUGGCAUGUUGUGGAUUCUGAUAUGCACAUUGAUUUUUCUCAAGCUUUAUUAAUGAGGAGGCCCAUCCUCUGAAUUUGGCUUUCCAUUCACUCUUUUUAUUCUCUUUUGGCAAGCCAUGUACCCCUUGCUUUUAUGAUGCUUUGUUGUUCUUAUGAAAGAACAUGGGGAGCUUCCAAAGUCCAAUUUGGUGGAAACCAAUAAGAAGACGAAUGCUUUGCAACAUGAAGAAAGCAAUACAAGUGACACGCAAUAUUAGAUUUUCUUUUCACUUCAUUAGAAUUUUUACUACAAAUUUAAUUAUUAUGUACUUUAGGAGGUUAAAAGUUUCUAAAAAAAA
Dioscorea cayenensis subsp. rotundata (Guinea yam) is the source of this 1689-nucleotide messenger RNA. RefSeq names its product glucan endo-1,3-beta-glucosidase 11-like. Gene Ontology annotation, cellular component: plasma membrane. Gene Ontology annotation, molecular function: hydrolase activity, hydrolyzing O-glycosyl compounds. Gene Ontology annotation, biological process: carbohydrate metabolic process. NCBI's taxonomy places the organism in Eukaryota, Viridiplantae, Streptophyta, Magnoliopsida, Dioscoreales, Dioscoreaceae. The record is from RefSeq and is a predicted model, not a curated record.